GCCGGCCGGCUGCCCUGCCCGGCUAUAUAAAAGCGGCGAGGACGCUGGCCUCUUCCUCUAGUUCCGCCCGCCCAAGCCCACCACCGAAGCUGCCGAGCUUUGCUUCCAGCACUCAUCCGCUCGAUCCGUACCAACAAACAAAACGAACUCAGACUCGAUCUCUCACACGUUACUAAUCGCCUGCUCGCUAGCUAUAGCUCACCUCACCAUGCAGGCGCAGUCCCGCCUCGGCGUGAUGAGCGGCGGCGGCGGCAGCAUGUCGGCGUCGGAGGGCGAGCACGAGGCGGUGAUCCGCGAGCUGACGCGCGGGCGGCAGCUGACGGCGCGGCUGCGGGCGGAGGCCCUGCGCGCGCUGCGCGGGCAGGGCCAGGCCGAGGCCACCGCCGCAUUAAUCCUGCAGGAGGUGUCCCGCGCCUUCACUGUCUGCCUCAACAUCAUGGGCUCGCCCGCCGGCGCCCCGCCGCCCCCGCCUGAAAUGCCCACUGGGCUGGGCGCCGUCGUGGACGCCGCCGCGGCCGCGCCUUCCCUGCUCGGCCCGCCGCGCCGGAGCCGGGAGGACAGCAUCCCCAGACAGCAGACGGUGACACCCUCGCCGCACUACGACGGGUACCAGUGGAGGAAGUACGGCCAGAAGAGGAUCACCAACACGCGCUACCCAAGGUGCUACUACAGGUGCAGCUUCCACCGCGAGCGCGGCUGCCGCGCCACCAAGCAGGUGCAGCAGUGCAGCGGCGGCGACCAGCCCCAGUACCUCGUCCUGUACUUCAACGACCACACGUGCGACACGGCGGCGGCCCGGGAGCCCGAGGCGGCGGCGACGACGCGGCUCGACCUGCUGCCCGGGGCCGCCCUGCUGGCGCCGCGCCGCGGCGGCCUGCUGGACGAACGCGGCGUCCAGGAGGAGCACGAGCGCCAGGUGCUCGUCUCGUCGCUCGCGCGCGUGCUGGGGGGCCAGCACCAGUUCCACCAGCAGGCUCCUCCCGCACCUGAUGCUGCGGCGGCGGCCACCAGCGCCGCCGUCGCCGUCAGCGUGGAGCCGGCGCCGGUCGUUGACGCGGCUUCGGGGAUGCCGCGGAUUGACGUGGACGUGGUGGGGCUGGAUGUCAUGGACUACGACGACGUGGCGGGCGAGCUGUGCUUCGGCUAUUCCUACGGCCUACCUGGCGGCGGCGGCUUGUUGCCGUUUUGAGGGCGCAGGCGGCGGCGCCAACUAUUCUCGCGCAACGCGGGUUGGUCAGAGUGUCAGACUCGGGAGGGUUCAGAGACUUCAGACCAGGCCCGACGACGGAUCACUGAAUCUUCGGUGUACAGUGAUCUGCAAUGACUACUGCUGCUACAGAUACACGUUUGGGCAUACCGUGUCGUAGAAAAGUACUGUAAUUAGUGCAAGAGUUAAGUUAUAGUACUUGCACUAGAGUACGACCGGGGGUUGCGUCUCUCCAGUUUAAGUUUUGGUCAGGCUGGCGUGAUUAAUUUCGCACGUGCUUUUGUGUCUCAUCAACCAGCACGUAGUAGUAUACCCGUUUCAUGUCAAGUAGUAGUUCUUUAUCGUUUGGCUAUAAUUUUUUUUUUGCAAUGUUUUACAUGCACCGCUACGGGCAAAAGAAAAGGUAUACCAGCAUAUAUAUGCAUAAUCUUAAACCUUGUCAAUUUUGUUGCCAUUCUA
Panicum virgatum (switchgrass) is the source of this 1666-nucleotide messenger RNA. Its product is annotated as transcription factor WRKY19-like. Bases 209 to 1189 code for a protein of 326 amino acids. The record is from RefSeq and is a predicted model, not a curated record. Gene Ontology annotation, biological process: regulation of DNA-templated transcription. Gene Ontology annotation, molecular function: sequence-specific DNA binding; DNA-binding transcription factor activity. NCBI's taxonomy places the organism in Eukaryota, Viridiplantae, Streptophyta, Magnoliopsida, Poales, Poaceae. The transcript has 3 exons.